Rhizophagus irregularis DAOM 181602=DAOM 197198 is the source of this 684-nucleotide messenger RNA. RefSeq lists its product as uncharacterized. NCBI's taxonomy places the organism in Eukaryota, Fungi, Glomeromycota, Glomeromycetes, Glomerales, Glomeraceae. The record is from RefSeq and is a predicted model, not a curated record.
UUAUAACUAUUAUUAUAAAAAAUAUAUAAACAUGUAUUACAUUCCUCAUUUUAUUAUCUCCAAUUAAAAAGUCAUGAUUAUAUAUUAUAAGAAUUUUUUUUUCCCUGAAAAUGCGAAUAAAUCAUGUAUGAUUUCAAAGUAAAUUUUCUUUACAAAAUUCUUCUUACAUCUCAUGAACUUCCGCCACUUUCCUCUUUAGAAAUACCAAUUCCAUUAACGCCAUUAGAUAAAAAAGAUGGUUUUAUACAUCUUUCAAAUUCCACGCAAGUUAUACAAACAGCAGUUAGAUUUUUUGGUAACGAAGAUGAAAUUUUAGUAUUGAAAAUAUCUUAUAAUCAAAAUGGCAUAAAAGAAAAUGUUAAAUGGGAAGCACCACCAGAAUUAGAAGAACGUUUCCCCCACUUAUAUGGUGAUUUAUUGAUUAAACAUAUUAUAGAUAUUGUCCAAGUAAAAAGUUUGAGAAAAGGCGGAGAUGAAGGGUUUGAGUGGCCUAAAGGAUGGUUGGAAACAUAAUCGUUACAUGAUUAUUUCUCCAGAUUUUAAUUAACAAUAUUGUAUAAAUCCUAAGAUAAUUACAUCCUUGUUAUCAAGUCAGAUAGUUAUUAUAAUUUCAAUUAUUGUGCUAAAAUGUCCACCAGUCGUUUAAAUUAAUUAGAAUUAGGAAUUUUUUUUUUUUUUUUUUAU